This is a messenger RNA of Nymphaea colorata (pocket water lily), 2856 nucleotides long. RefSeq lists its product as uncharacterized. The coding region runs from base 1028 to 1543 and encodes 171 amino acids. Lineage: Eukaryota; Viridiplantae; Streptophyta; Magnoliopsida; Nymphaeales; Nymphaeaceae. The record is from RefSeq and is a predicted model, not a curated record. The transcript has 3 exons.
GCAGUGGCAUAAGACAAUAUCUGGUUAUUAAAUUUUGUAGUUAAGACUAUUACGCAAGGAGGACAGCUAGUUUGCAAGAAAGUGUGAGAAAGAGAGUAUAGGAAAUCUUAGGAAUUUGAAACUAGAGAAGGGAAUGGUGAAAAACAUAAAUUGAGGAGGAUGCGAUAAGAAUAUGCAUCAUUCACUACGUUGGUUAGAAUCUUGCCAUAUGAAAAGAUUAUGAAGCAAGCAGUAGUAGAAUGACAAUCCUUCUAUCCAUAUUGCUUUAUGAUUGACUAAGCUCAACUUUUAUGAUAUUAUGCAUCAUCAACCUAAAGGAUGUUAAACUUAACUUUUUAACUUCAGUCGUUCAUGAUCUUUCCAGUUACAUUGUCUACUUGUAUAUAACAUUUUUUAUUUUAUUAGUACCAACUACCAAAUUUAUGUUCUUGUUUUGCUAUAUUCUAAUUUUUUUUAUACUUUAUAUAUUUCAAUCUGUAAUUUUAGUUCUAAAAUUUUUCCGUUUUUAUGCCAUCUGAUACAUGUCACACUUUUUACAUUUCAACAUGAACCCUUAGGGGUCGUUUGAUGGCCACAAGACACGCAGAACAGGACACGCGUGUCCUGUUUAGCAGAUUUUUUCAUCAAACGUUGGACACCGGACAGGCUGGACAGGACGGACGACUGAAGGAGGGUAUAAAUGAUUUUUUUGUCCCUGUCCGUUCCGAGCUAACCCUCGGAACAGACAGGACAGAACUCAUCUCCCGCCCCCCGACGACCCCGACCCCAACCCCAACCCCGAGCCCUCAAUGCAUCUCCUUCUCCUCCACCUCCGCCCCCAUCUCCCCUGCCUUUCUCCUCUUCUCCGCCCUCGACUGACUUUCUCCUCCAUCUCUGCCCUCGUCUAUGCCGCCCUGCUGCCUGAUUCCUGUUUCUCUCCUUCUCCUCCGUCGCCCGAGCUGGCCUAGCCCUCGCCCUGUAGCCCCUUCUUGUCUUCCUUGCCCCUCACGCUUCUUCACCCUCCUUCAACCUCUCGCCUCCUUCAAACAUGCAGUGGAUUGAAGCUGCCCCUCGCCCUGCCAAUCAAGCAAUCUGCCCAUUCCAUAGGCAGACCAACCGUAGCUUCCGUUGCAGCCCAGCAGCUCCUCGGCUUCCUCUUCUCCUCUCCUUAGCAGGAACGACAGCUCUCUGCAGUAGUGACUCAUCCGACUCAUGUCCGGCAUUCCUGAAGAGCAUCUCCGGAGAAGGGUUAUCAUUUAUUCACCUGCUCGCACUGCAACUCAGCAAGGUUCAGAAAAAGUUGGAAGGUAGAAAAUCAACUUCUUGUCAAUGCAAAAGUAAGUUAUGGUGGUCCUUUCUUUCCAAAAGCUGCAUGUUCACAUGUUUUUCAGGAUCCUGCUGUCUUCCUGAUGGUUACUGUCAUAGAGAAUACAUUGUUAAUGACUUUUGCUACAAAGCCUGCCAGGGAUAUAAAUUACCAAAAAAUGGCUAUGUAGUGUGUACAAUGUACAAAAAUGUAAGGGGGAAAGCAGCCUACAAAAUCAAGGCAGUGCAUCCCAAUUAAGCUUGCCUCAUAAGCAGCUGCUCAUACUUUCUUGGCUCAAUGUAGCUCAUCGGCCUCAAACUUCAUAGACAGCUUCAGGCUCUUGGAUGCAUGACAUGGCAUGUGAGCCAUACAAAUGUCGAAUGUGAGAUUUCUAUACAUACCUUAACUAGCUAGGAAGAAAAAAGCAGGUAUGCCGUGGUCAAUGUACACUUCUAUUCACUUCUAUGGUCAAUGUCAUAGUGUCUGUGUGUGAUCUGUAGAAACCAGACCAUUAAAUUAAAGAAUGUUUGCUGAUAUGGUGAACUCAUCGAAAAUAUGCAUGUCUCUGUUGUUCUCUCUUUCUCUCUCUCAGCUUUGGUACACAUGUUCAAUGAUGUCUCUUUGUAUAUGUUGUUGUUAGUGAAAAUAAUGGCCCUCUCCAUUAUUGUUCAGGCCAAUUUUGUGAACUGAUAGGCUGGUAUCAAUUUUGCAUUUCAAUAACAUAAAAACAAGCAUUUCCCAUGAUUCCUGUAUUCAAUCUUUUAAUCUUACUUUCCAUAUUCAAUCAUUUACCCGCUACAGAUCUUUGUCAGGGACUAGUUCUCUAUCUUCUUCUUUUCUUUUCUACUGAACUUAUUUCUGCAUAUCAUCUCUCUCUCUUAUACUAGAUACAUAUAUAUAUAUAUAUAUAGAAAGAGGAUUGGAAGGUGUAACUUAGAAGGAAGAAGCAUGUUGUCAUCGUUAUUAGAAAUGAGUUCUUUAAACUGCAUAGGUUCCUUCCUUUCGCCAGUCACCAAUAUAUUUUGAUAAAAAAAAAAUUCUCAGCUAACUCUAGCUCUGUUUCGGUGCUCCUUUUUGUUUUGGUAAGGGGUAAUACUGCAUACUGUAAUCUAGAGUGCAGGCAGCAGCAGAUGAACAUCGAUGAGAAGAAGGAGAAGUGCUCGAUGACAUCCAUGAAGAAGGAGGCAGCCCCUGCUAGGUCUGAGCCCUCCGGGAAAGGAGAAACAGUUGCUGCAGCAUGAUGAUGAUCCACAUUGUGUUCUAUGGAAUCUUAGAUGAUGAUGAUGAUGACACAUCGUUUUGCUGCCAUUUCGGAUGUUCAACCUUAUAAAUAUGUCCUGUAUUUUUAUAAUUUUAGCAAGGGAAGCACUAGUUAUGGGGUUAAAGUGAAGUUAGGACCUUGUUUUUAGAAAAAAAAAAGUUGCGGAAAUGAAGAUUACUGGCUCCUUGUAUGAUUGGCUAGGGUGCCUUAGAUGGGUAUCCAAUGUUCACAUGAGUUUUGAGAGAAAAGAAGUGAAAAAGAAAAAGUGAAAAGAAAGUAUAAGAACUUAUUGUUAUUGUCCUGGGCUUCU